CAGAUAGUCGACAGCUCCAUCUCUGGUGGAACUUAUGUUUUGGAACAGGGUAGAGCAGAAAUACACGAACUUCGGAGGCGUUGUAGUCUUUGUUGUCGUUUGUCUCUUUUCUUAGAAUUUUUUGACCACGGUAUUUGUUACUAAGUGCACGGGAAUGAAAAAGAACCCAUGUUUUCCUGGUGAUGCUAGCUAUGGACAGUGAUUACCGUCUGUGCGCCACCAUAAUCUAAGCCAGCAAUGAGGGGGAAGUGGACUGAAUGCAUGCUGAUUACUUUCUCUACCAACACCGCUUUUUGCAGGGACAGAAUAUAUAUAAAAAAUGUUGAAUGGACUUUUUUAUAUAACAUUAUAUAAGGACAGCUGUAUUUUUCUGAAUAUAUUUUUCCUGAGUCUUCGAUUUUCUUCAUCUGGUUUUAUUGCUUAGACGUGCAGAGCCUCCAUGAAACAAGGUUUUUUUUUAUAUGAGGAAGCAAUUUAUUACAGAGAUAACAAAAAAGAGGCCUUUCCGUGUUCAGGCCCGGAUUUGAGUUCAAUUAGGGAAAAAUGGUGAAAAACCCAAAUGGAUAAAUGAUGGAUAUCGUCAUCUUUUUUGGAAUAAAAUAGGAGUGACAUUGCUUUCGAUAACGAUUCAAGAAUGAAUGCACGAGUGCAAGUUUGAUACAUCAACAAAAAAGAGCGAGUUAACCUGCUACUUUUCUUCCUGCUACAAUCACUAAAUAUAUUUAAUCAAACAAAGGGAACUGAGACUGUUUUGGGAAUUUACAGGAUGUUUUUUAAGUGCAUUUCGUGUUGCUUUUUUAUUGCAAUUUGAGCUGAACCGAGCAUUGACUGUUCAAUGGAAGUAUGUUAUCAGUUACCGGUUUUGCCUCUAGACAGGCCGGUUCCUAAACAUGUUCUCAGCCGUAGAGGAGCCAUUAGCUUCAGUUCCAGUUCGUCUCUUUUUGGUGGACCUGCCCCAAGACAGCUGUCCAAGAGACGAGGCGCAAUCUCCUAUGACAGCGAGGAUCAGACAGCACUCUACAUUCGCAUGCUUGGUACGUAUGGAGAUGUGAGAGUCAGAAGUCAGUUGGGCUUUGAACAAGAGCGAAGAGGGUCCCAUCCGUAUUUGUAUGUCGAUUUUCGUAUUUUGCACUCCCGACCUGAGUCUGCAGGACCUGUGUCUGCCAGGAAUGUCCGCAGGCUGCUGAGCUUUCAGAGGUACCUCAAUUCGUCACAGUUCCUCCGUGGCAUCCCUGCCUCUGACCCACUAAGUUACAUCCUUGAUGAUGACUACACUGGUCAAGCCAAGUUAAUGCUCGAGAAGGUUGGAAACUGGAACUUUGACAUUUUCCUUUUUGACAGACUUACAAAUGGGAACAGCCUUGUCAAUCUGACAUUUCACUUAUUCAACAGUUACGGGUUAAUUGAGCUCUUCCAGCUGGACAUGGUUAAACUUCGACGAUUUUUAGUCAUGAUUCAGGAGGACUAUCGCAGCCAGAACCCGUACCAUAAUGCGGUCCACGCUGCGGACGUGACUCAAGCCAUGUAUUGUUACCUGCAGGAGCCCAAGCUUGCUCAGACGCUGACCUCUUGUGAUCUACUGCUUGGUCUCUUGGCUGCUGCCACCCAUGAUCUAGACCAUCCGGGUGUCAACCAGCCUUUCCUCAUCAAAACAGACCAUUACCUAGCAGCACUGUACAAGAAUAGUUCUGUUUUGGAGAAUCACCACUGGAAGUCAGCUGUGGGCCUGCUCCGAGAAUCAGCCCUGCUGUCCCACCUCCCCACUGAGGACAGAUUAAGCUUGGAGGAGAGGCUUGGAUCAUUGAUUUUGGCCACAGACAUCAGCAGGCAGAAUGACUACCUGUCAGAGUUCAGGUCACACUUAGACAAGGAAGAUCUAUGCCUCACUAAUGGAGGACAUCGACACUUUAUCCUUCAGAUGGCUCUGAAGUGUGCAGACAUCUGCAACCCCUGCCGACCAUGGAAACUCUGCCAGCAGUGGAGUGAAAAAGUUACAGAAGAGUUCUUCCACCAAGGUGACAUAGAAAGGAAACACAAUCUUGAAGUUACCCCACUCUGUGACCGGCAGUCCAACUCUAUAGCCAAUAUACAGAUUGGUUUCAUGUCAUAUGUGGUGGAGCCUCUGUUUUUGGAGUGGUCACGAUUCUCUGACACCCGAUUGUCCCAGACCAUGUUGGGCCAUCUGAGCCUGAACAAGCAGGGCUGGAAGGAGGGCAGGGACAAACCGGACGCUACGAAUAGUAGGGCCUCAGAGGAACAGAGAACUUCUGUCGCCAAGGACUCAAACUCCAGAGUAUUACCUCAGGGAAGCAAAGGGUCAUGACACUUCAAGCAUGACUGGGCACCCACCAUGAAGGGGGAGAGAGAGCAUCAGGGAGUGUUGAGAAUCUCUGCAUCGAACAGAAACUACAUUACCCAGCACUCGCUGUUCCACAGCACCUCGGAUCCCUCGCUCCCCAUCUAAGUUAACCACUGUUUUUGUUUUCUCAAGUAAUUUAACUUAAUUUAUUGAAUUUGGACCCUUUAGUUUAACAUAGAGCAAUACAUAGAUACCUCAUGUUGCUUCUGCUGUAUUUUGUUUAUUUUUUAUUUUAUUUAUUUUUUUACUGUAGUUCUGCUCCGAUAUUACUAAUUUGACACACCACCCUUUCCAUGCAGAAUUGAAGGGACUGUUUUCAAAAAGGCCCUUCAGAUAAAAGUGCCAUUGGCAAACAUUGUUUUAAUGCUUUGAAAGUUAGGAAACCUUGUAUUCAGAUAGAGUUCAUGUUUGAAUGAUUGAGACAGGAUUCGGUGAGAUGCUGCAUUUUCGACUGAAAGUAAUACUUCCUUGUACAAGAAAUAUUGUGAACCCACUUCACUGCUGCCUCUGAAGACUGUUUACAAAGUGUGUAUUUUGUUAUAUUUUACAAAUGAAACGCUGGUUCUGUAAAAGGAAAUGCACAUACUGUAUGUGAAUAACCACUCGCAUGAAAUACUUGUCCUGUCAACAACUUACUGAACAAACGUCUGAUUGCAGAUCAACACACCAAAUGCCAUGAAUGGACUUUCAUCGGUCCGUUUGUUGCUCCUUGCACUGUGAACUAUAAGGUUUUGUAUGACCCAUGAGUCAAUCAGCUCAGAGACUACUAGCUACUAAGUUUAUUCUGGAUGUGGUAUGAAAUCAGUGUCUUUGUUGACCGAUAUGUUGUAGGGGGUUAGGGGAUAUAACCAUAGCCUAAUAACAAUGUUUCGUAAGGGGGAAAGGGGGCAAGCAUGUGGCCUUAACAUAAUUUCAUCACUACCACUCUUCCAUACUAGUAACAGAUGACCUGAGUUAAGAGUGAGUUGAGGUUAUAAAUAAUAUGACUACUUCUUCAAAAUUAAGACACCAUUGACAUCUUGCCUGUGGUUGGGUUGUGCCAUGACAAAAAAAAUAUUAUUUUUGUUUGACAAGUGAAACCCUUUCUUGAAUGCAAACAAGCAACUUUGAAGACUGGCAAUAUAUGCCGUAAAGCUAUGCACAAAACUAAGUGACCAAACCAGCUUUUUUUUGUAAGGUGGAUCAUCUCUCAAUUCAUUGUCUAACUGUUUGCCUCUGGUGUGAAAGGAAAUUACUUGGCGUUAGUACAUUGGGCAGUGACUCAGUCAUAACAUGAAACAUUCCAUAUUUAAUUUGUUUUUGGUAUUGUUUUUGCGUUCUUUACACAAGGCACAAUUGUGUCUCUGGUUGGACUUUCAGUAUAUUGAAUGAAAACCGGUGCUUUUCAUAUUAUGGCAAAAAAAGGUGUAUUUUCUGGUAACUAUUGCAAGACUGUUUGACUUUGAUAUAACUGUUUACCAUUUCAAUGUAAGUAAUUCUUGGGUAGGAACUUGCAUGGCAAGCUAUUUUGUGAAAAGCUUUGCCAAAUUGAUAUUUUGAUACAUUGCAGUUACAUUAAUAAAAUAACGUGUCACACGGUU
Molecule: messenger RNA, 3939 nt
Organism: Esox lucius (northern pike)
Lineage: Eukaryota; Metazoa; Chordata; Actinopteri; Esociformes; Esocidae
Product: high affinity cAMP-specific 3',5'-cyclic phosphodiesterase 7A
Exons: 13
Coding region: 836-2323 (495 amino acids)
Molecular function (GO): 3',5'-cyclic-AMP phosphodiesterase activity
Source: RefSeq, a predicted model, not a curated record